UCACCUGCUUUAUUAACCAUUUGUUUGGCAAUUAGAUUCAGUCGGCGGCAUACAGCAAAACGAUUUCCCGACAGCGAAUCCCAGGUCAGCUACAAUGAAAGCUUUGAUAUUGACAGUAUUGUUAGCUGCAGCUACUGCUGUCCCAGUCCCUGAGCCUAAUAGCGAUCCAGUUGAGGUGAUCGUAAACGGUGUACCCAAGGGGCAUGGCUUGGACGUGGACAACAUCCUGAGGAUUGAUGUACAGAAGCAAAUUGAUGGUGAAAUUGUAGCUGUUGAUAAUCCUUUACAUCCUUUCUCGACCGCUGGAAUAAUCGAAGCUGCCAUUGCCGCUGAAGCUAACAAGCCUGUUGUGCCAGAUCCGGUUAUUGUUCAACCAGAAUCUGUUCCUCCUGAAAUCAUUCCCCAGCCUAUAGUCUUACCAGAAAUAGUAGGCCCCGCAAUUAUUCCCAAACCAGUUAUUUUACCUGAACCUAUUCAGCCUGAGGUUGUACCUGUAGUUCUACCCGAACCAGUUAAACCUGAGGUUGUACCAGAAUCUGUAGUUCUUCCCCAACCAGUUAAGCCUGUGGUUUUACCUGAACCCGUUGUUCUGCCUCCAUCUCCAGGCCCUGAAGUUGUGAGUCCAGUUGAUCCUGAUAUUAUUGUUUUGCCUGACGAAUUUACACCUACGGAAGUUCUUCCAGUUCCUUCUGGAGUGAUUUAUAACGACGGUAUAGUAGAUGUCACGGUGAAUGGUCCUAGUGAUUACAACAUCAUGGGUACGUUGCAGAACUGGUUCGACGUGAUAGUUAACUAUCUUACCAAUGGUACUCAGCAAGAAUCUAUCAAGCAAAUCAUGUAAAAAGUGAAAGAUUUAUACGUCUAUUAUGUCAAAUUUCUAUGUAAAAGUUUUGGUGACAACAAGACGUUUCAAAUGGAUAAAAUCGAACUUCAUGGCAACGAACACUUUGUCUUAUAACUUUUCAAAUUUGCAAUUUCCAUUAAUUUCCACAAAAAUCUUGUAACGUUUCAAUAUCGUAAAUAUAUUAAAAAGACUUGUUUGUUUAAAAA
This is a messenger RNA of Hyposmocoma kahamanoa, 1050 nucleotides long. RefSeq names its product repetitive proline-rich cell wall protein 1-like. The transcript has 2 exons. The record is from RefSeq and is a predicted model, not a curated record. Lineage: Eukaryota; Metazoa; Arthropoda; Insecta; Lepidoptera; Cosmopterigidae. Bases 95 to 841 code for a protein of 248 amino acids.